UUACAUGUCAAUUUUUUGUAUUUUGCUGUUUUUAGAUACAAUAAUACACCACAUUUACGUACAUAUAUCCACACUAGAUUGAAAUUUGAAUAUUGAACCAUGCCGCGGAACGUGCUGAUGGUCUGCGUGGGAAACAUUUGCCGCUCCCCCAUCGCUGAGGCUGUGAUGCGUGACGUGAUUGCCAGGGCGGGGCUGCAGAAGGAUUGGCACGUAGAGAGCGCCGCGAUAGAGGGAUGGCACCACGGCUCCAGGCCGGACGAGCGUGCGCUGAGGGUUCUGGCCAAACACAACAUCGAGUGCACCAGUGUGGCGCGUCAGCUGCAGCCCAAGGAUUUCGUUAGAUUUGACUAUAUCUUGGCCAUGGAUCGGAGCAAUAUGGCAUCCCUGAAACACCUGGCACCGAAAUAUUCCAGGGCCAAGCUGCUGCUUCUUGGGGAUUUCGGCCUCAAACCGGACGAGCGCAGCAUUGAGGAUCCAUACUACCUUAUGGGCACGGCUCCAUUUGAGAAGAUAUACAAACAGUGUACCCUCGCAUGUGAGCAUUUCCUGAAACAAGCCCAAUUAAAUCAAAUAAUGUGAGACCAACGCCAAUAGAAUUCAAUUUUGGCGCACAUUUUCAGCUACAAAAGCUAGUGGUUCAAAUGAACCUGGAAUGACCGAAACGGCUGAACUUGGAAUCGGAACAAAAUUACGAUAUUUUUUAGUUCGUGUUUAAACCCUAUUUUCUAAAAA
This is a messenger RNA of Drosophila obscura, 732 nucleotides long. RefSeq names its product low molecular weight phosphotyrosine protein phosphatase 2. Gene Ontology annotation, cellular component: cytoplasm. The transcript has 3 exons. The record is from RefSeq and is a predicted model, not a curated record. Lineage: Eukaryota; Metazoa; Arthropoda; Insecta; Diptera; Drosophilidae. Gene Ontology annotation, molecular function: non-membrane spanning protein tyrosine phosphatase activity; acid phosphatase activity. The coding region runs from base 100 to 579 and encodes 159 amino acids. Gene Ontology annotation, biological process: protein dephosphorylation.